Messenger RNA from Onychomys torridus (southern grasshopper mouse), 966 nucleotides. RefSeq names its product CPX chromosome region candidate 1 (gene Cpxcr1). Lineage: Eukaryota; Metazoa; Chordata; Mammalia; Rodentia; Cricetidae. The record is from RefSeq and is a predicted model, not a curated record. The coding region runs from base 1 to 966 and encodes 321 amino acids. The transcript has a single exon.
AUGUCUUCUACUGACAAAGGAAGUGAUACAGCUGAAAAUGCUCUCAAAAAUGCUGAAAUUGAACAACCAAAUGUCUGUGAGACAGAGAAAGAACUUCCACUUGCUAAUACCAACGUAAUUUCUCAGGUGGAAACCAAUGAAUCAUGCAUGGAGCUAAACUCAUCAAUCUCUCAAGAAGAUAUGUGUCCACAAGCAACAGAAAAUAGCCAGUCUGAAGCAGAGAUGACUCAAAAUGAUCCACCAAAUGAAGAAUUAACAGAUGACGCUCUUCCACUACAGAUACCUAUUCCAAGAAAGCUGACAUUUCCUAGGUUAAGAUUGUUUAGCAUUAUCUAUCUCUCUAUCCCACAACCACAAAUUCAUGAAAACAAGCCCUUAUAUGAUAAAACAAUGUUCUACAGAGGAAGGAUGGAGAUGAGAAUAAGUGAUUGUUUUUCUAAUUUCACAUGUGACAAAAUAGUACAUUCUCAUUUCCUGCAAAGGCGGAUCCCGUUCGUUCAUUUUGAUGAGAUAAAUAGGAUGAUCAUUUGCCUAUUGGGCAGUAAUUUCUCUCCACCUGAGCAUUGUCAACAUAACACAUGUUUAAAGCAUAGAUAUGUAUCCAUUCUUUCUGACCCAAAUGUUCUCAACAACAUUGAAAGGAAUAUUGUCUUUGGAAGGCCUAUGAGAGUGUACUACUACCACCCACUUAUUGAAAGAUUGACUCAAAGAAAAACUAGUAAGUCCUAUCAAAACAACAAUGGAAACCACCCUUCUCUGAGGCCAAGAUUCUACCUGCCACAGUUCCCAACCCAGAACAUUGUCCAUAGAAAAUAUUUUAAAAAUAAUUGGAGAACUUGUCACAAACUGAAACUAGUAAUCAUAACCUACAAGAAUAAUUGGAAAUAUCUUUGUCCUGUCUGUGGGUGUACUUUCAACAACUUUCAAGAUUUUAAACAUCAUUUCUGUAACUUUUCUGGAAAUUAA